AUGUCGCAGAAGAAGCCAUGGGCUGAUGGGCCCUGUGAGCUCAUCAGCAGCACUCGCGCUGGUUCCAAGGAAGGCGUCAAGACAGCAGGGGCGAACCGCAUGGCCGAGGACAUGACCAUCAUCCACAAUCUCAUCAUCCGAAUUCUCAACACGGUUUACUUGCAGUGCGUCAACGUAGAGAAGUCUCCUGACGACGUCCGGGACUUUGUGUCGUAUGCGAUUGAGUGGGCCAAAAUGGUGGAGGAGCACCACCACAUCGAAGAGGAGACGGUCUUCCCCCAGAUCGAGCAGCUGACUGGCGUGCCCGGGCUGAUGCAGGCAAAUGUGGUACAGCACGAGGCUUUUCAUGAGGGCUUACAUGCGUACACGGGCUACUUGGACAUGGUGCAGAAAAGGGAGGAGGCGUACAGCGGAGAGAAACUUAAGGGUAUCAUCGACUCGUUCAUGCCUGUUCUGCGGCAGCAUCUAAGCGACGAAAUUGGCACGCUGUUGAAACUGGGUGACUAUGACCGAGACUGGGAUGGGUGGUUCGAGAGGCUCAUAAAGGAGCUGCUUGCAAAAUCAGAUGAUCCUAACCUCAAGACGACGACUUUUCCACUUCUCCUCACGAACCGAGACAAAACGUUCGAGGACGGUAUUUAUGCCUGGUGGCCUGGGUUGCCGUGGUUCGUGACGUUGAUGAUGCGGUGGUUCCUCAUCCCCAAGCACAAUAACUGGUGGCGGUUUUCUUCGUGCGACCACCGGGGCGUCCCCAAGGAGCUACCCUUUGCAUAA
Molecule: messenger RNA, 774 nt
Organism: Colletotrichum graminicola M1.001
Lineage: Eukaryota; Fungi; Ascomycota; Sordariomycetes; Glomerellales; Glomerellaceae
Product: hemerythrin HHE cation binding domain-containing protein
Exons: 3
Coding region: 1-774 (257 amino acids)
Source: RefSeq, a predicted model, not a curated record